Messenger RNA from Apaloderma vittatum (bar-tailed trogon), 484 nucleotides. It is a transcript of the gene STK11, whose product is annotated as serine/threonine kinase 11. NCBI's taxonomy places the organism in Eukaryota, Metazoa, Chordata, Aves, Trogoniformes, Trogonidae. Gene Ontology annotation, biological process: establishment of cell polarity; DNA damage response; regulation of Wnt signaling pathway. The transcript is spliced from 4 exons. Gene Ontology annotation, cellular component: nucleus; cytoplasm. The record is from RefSeq and is a predicted model, not a curated record. The annotation marks the transcript as partial. Gene Ontology annotation, molecular function: protein kinase activity; ATP binding.
AUGGUGAUGGAGUACUGCGUGUGCGGGAUGCAGGAGAUGCUGGACAGCGUCCCCGAGAAGAGGUUUCCAGUUUUUCAGGCUCACGGGUACUUUUGUCAGCUUAUAGAUGGCUUAGAAUACUUGCACAGCCAAGGGAUUGUCCACAAGGAUAUCAAACCGGGGAACCUCCUGCUAACAACCAACGGGACACUGAAAAUAUCCGAUUUGGGCGUAGCAGAGGCGUUGCAUCCGUUUGCCGAGGACGACACGUGCAGAACGAGCCAAGGGUCGCCAGCAUUCCAGCCACCAGAAAUUGCCAACGGCCUUGACACCUUUUCAGGCUUUAAAGUAGACAUCUGGUCCGCAGGGGUCACGCUAUACAACAUCACAACGGGUCUAUACCCCUUUGAAGGGGAUAAUAUCUAUAAAUUAUUUGAAAACAUCGGGAAAGGUGACUACACAAUUCCAGAGGAUUGCGGUCCUCCGCUCUCGGACUUACUGAGAG